AGUGCAUUUCUGUGGUUGUAUAUCUAAUCAUGUCAAUGUGUUUAACUGACGCUCUGGGACUGGGUUGUUCCCAUUGUGGUCAACAUAAUGUGAUGGAGUGCCUCUUAAAACUCACUGCCUUGUUGGGCCUAAAUCCUAUUUAACCUAGGUUAACUAAUGCGCCACGAAAUAACAUGUGGCACGUGUGGAACUACCAUACGCCCUCUUUCUCUUUUGAAACUGUAUGCGUCUAGGUUAUUGGUUAUGUACAGAACAAUGUGUUCAUUGGUGAAAGACACGACUUAACGACUACAUGGUUUUCUAAUUCGUAUUAUGACCUGAUACUCUGUCGAGGGAUGCUUCCCCUGAGCCGGUAGGCGUACAUCCGUGCGGGUUUCCUCUCACGCCUUGAGCCGUAAAACGAUAAUCCAGCAUCCUCCGCAGACGUCCCUGUUUAAGAGACUGCAUAGAAAUAAGCCCUCCAAGUUGAACAGAACUCGAGUUGGUCAAGUAAAACAUACAAACCCUAAUGUUUCUGAAGAGCAUGUUUUUUAACAGCGAAAAUUUAAGUUCAACUGGCCUCAUGAACUGAUUCGUCCUCGAAACGGAUAGGCUAUUUGUUGAAAGUUUGAAGACGAGAGGCUGCAGGCUCCCACCCCACUGCUCAGGUUGCAGAGCUCCACAGGACCCGAACCUGAGGGGCUACCAUGGGAGAGGUUGUUAUAGUGAAGGAGGGCUGGCUCCAUAAGCGAGGAGAGUACAUAAAGACAUGGAGGGCCAGGUACUUCCUGCUGAAAAGCGAUGGGACGUUUAUCGGCUACAAGGAGCGGCCGCAGGACGUGGACCAGCUUGAGACACCGCUCAACAACUUCUCUGUGGGCCAGUGCCAGCUGAUGAAGACAGAGAGGCCGAAGUCGAACACCUUCAUCAUCCGCUGUCUGCAGUGGACCAGCGUCAUUGAGCGCACCUUCCACGUAGAGACUCCAGAGGAGAGGGAAGACUGGACCAAGGCCAUCCAGGCAGUGGCAGACAGCCUGCAGAGGCAGGAGGAGGAGAGGAGGGACUCAACCCCGGACCCAUUUGACAUGGACCUGUGCCCCUCCAAACCUCGUCAAAAAGUGACUAUGCACAACUUUGAAUACCUCAAGCUCCUGGGAAAAGGCACUUUUGGGAAAGUGAUAUUGGUGAAGGAGAAGGCCACUGGGAAAUACUACGCCAUGAAGAUCCUCAAGAAGGAAGUGAUAGUGGCGAAAGAUGAAGUAGCACACACUCUGACAGAGAACCGGGUUCUGCAGAGCUCCAAGCACCCUUUCCUCACGGGUUUGAAGUACUCCUUCCAGACACACGAUCGAUUGUGCUUCGUCAUGGAGUAUGCCAAUGGUGGAGAGCUCUUCUUCCAUCUAUCCCGGGAGCGCGUGUUCACGGAGGAGCGCUCUCGCUUCUACGGCGCCGAGAUCGUGUCCGCGCUGGACUACCUCCACUCGGAGAGGAACGUAGUGUACCGCGACCUCAAGCUGGAGAACCUGAUGCUGGACAAAGAUGGCCACAUAAAGAUCACAGACUUCGGGCUCUGCAAGGAGGGCAUCACGGACGGGGCCACCAUGAAGACCUUCUGCGGCACGCCCGAGUACCUGGCCCCUGAGGUGCUGGAGGACAAUGACUAUGGCCGCGCGGUGGACUGGUGGGGUCUGGGCGUGGUCAUGUACGAGAUGAUGUGUGGCCGGCUGCCCUUCUACAACCAGGACCACGAGCGUCUGUUUGAGCUCAUCCUGAUGGAGGACAUCCGUUUCCCACGUACCCUUGGGCCCGAGGCCAAAGCCCUGCUCUCCGGUCUGCUGCACAAGGACCCAAAACAGCGGUUAGGAGGAGGCCCUGAUGAUGCUAAGGAGAUCAUGCAACAUGCUUUCUUCUCUGGGAUCCAGUGGCAGGAUGUGUAUGAGAAGAAGCUGGAUGCACCCUUCAAGCCCCAGGUAACGUCUGAAACAGACACGCGGUAUUUCGAUGUGGAGUUCACUGGCCAGACCAUCACCAUCACUCCCCCUGGACAAGAUGACAGCAUGGAGUCCUUUGACAGUGACAGGAGGCCUCACUUCCCACAGUUCUCCUACUCGGCCAGUGGAACUACAUAGCCCACCUCUCUCUCUCUUUCUUUCUCGCUUUCUCGCUUUCUCUCUGUCACUUUCUUCCCUUCAUCCACCUCAUUACCUCUCCUGUUAGCCCUCUCCCUCAUCUUCAGCUCUCCUAUUUCAUCCCUCUCUCCUCAGUCCUCCAUCAUGUCUCUCUUAAUCCUCUAUUCCUCCUCCCUCCCUCCCUCCCUCCCUCAUCCCUCUCUCAUUUUCCUCCUUGACUCUCAUCACCCUCUCCUGUGUGCACUCUGCUCUCAUCAUCACCUUUUAACUUUUCCUCCAGCUCCCUCAACUUCUACGGUCCCACCAUGCAGCUCCGGUUCUGCUUUUUCCCAUAAUCCCCUCCUUUGCCACAGUGAGGGGCAACACUACACACUUCAGGAAUCGCCCAAGCCCCCCGCCCUCCCCCAGUUGCUAUGGCAUCACCACAUCUGUUACAGAGACGUUUGCUUUCUUUUCUUUUUUUCCUCCGCUUUACUUUUUCGUUUGUCAUGGUUUGUUCUGUUUCUGCAUUUCCAGUAGCUCUCUGUCUGAUUGCUGUGUCAUCUGAACUGGCUCUUGAUUGGUUCAGACACGACACAGACAUCACUAGGUACUGAUACUGCAAAAAAGGAAUGUCUAGUUGUUUAUUUUUUUUAAAGAAUGCCUCACUCUGUCUCUUCUUUUUGGGUAGGCAAGGGAGGGUCAUUUUGAGGUCUGUUGGAGGCUUCUGUUGCUUUAGAUAAGAUAUUUUAUUUUAUUAUAUUUUUUAGUGCUGUCAAUCAAUAAAAAAAUUAACUAAUCAAUCGCACAAUUUGAUGUAAUUAACCGUGAAUUUUUUUUCUUAAGACUAAACCUUGUAAUAAUUUAAUAAUGUAAAAUCACGGAAUUAAUGUAGAUUCAACACAAAGGAAGUAUAUUAAAAAUAAAAUACUAUUAUUUAAUAGCAUCUUUUUAACUUUAAACACAGAUUCUCUCCUGGGAACUACAGAUUUCCAAUAAAAACAUCAAGGCCAUCAAAACUGACUAUCAGCUUGAGAGACUUUUGAUGAGGGAGCUAGCAGCUAGGUCAGCCAGUCGGUAGGUAGAAUGCGGUCUGAAGCUCGUUGGGCUAGUCAUGCACCACCUGAAAUAAUAACAAAACCCAGGCAGCCGUUAAUAGUGCUGUUUUUUUCAGUGUGUUAAAUAUUUCAAAUUCAAUGUUAAUGUUAAUGUUAAAUAUUAAUUUUGACAGCACUAAUAUUUAUAAAAGAUCUCCUCCAAUUAGUGUCAGUUUCCCAGGCAUGCAUUCAGUGACACUGGGUGUCUGUGGAAGGAGGGACCACAACAGGCAAAAGCCUAAGGGCUCCUGUAGGCCUGAUCCAUCUAUGGAUUAUUAAGUCCCUCUUCUUGUCCUCAGCGCUCCAACUCAUCACAUGCGAUUCCCGUAGGUGGUGUUUUACUUGGUGGGGGGUUUGCACCCUUCGGGGGUGGGAAGGGGGGUGGGGGUGGGGGGGUAAUUAAGACACUUGUCAUCAAAAUGAACAUAAUCCACGCACAACUUCUUCAACAGUACGACAGAUUUGAUAAAUCAGUGAGGGCAGCUAUUCCCAUCAUUUUCAAAAUAUGGUCAUGUUUGUAGCUAUGCUACCAGAUGGGGUUAUGGUUAUAAGUAAUGUUUCUUGUAUUGAUGGAUUGAGCUUUUUUAUCUGUGUGGUUGUACUGAUGUACUGGUCUGUAUGGUGGUGGUGAGCUUUUGAUGACUGUGAUUGAUGUUUGAUGAAUACAAGUGUCUUAAGCUGUCAUGCCUGACUGGGCCAAAGGACCCAGCCUGCACACCGGGAAGAUGGAUUUGGCAAGCCCUGGAACAAAACGUGAAAAACUGAAGUAUAUAAAUGUGUAUGCCACCCCCUAAGGAGUUUGGUUAAAAAGCUAAACUAAAAAACAUGUUUGAAUAAAUUAAAGCUAAAAAAAAGAACAAGAACAAUAUAAAUCGAAGCUCAAAUGGGAUUUAAGCAGCACAAGUCUCAAUGAGAGGGGGUUGCAGUGCUUUUUUCUGGAAGUUUAGCCAUAUGUCACUGGCUGAGACAGGUGUGGCUGUUAAUGAUGAUUAUAAUGUUGGUCACGUCUGAUCAACACACUGCACUGUGCUGUACGAGGACUCUUUAUUCCCCCUACUGAACGCUAAGACAAUGUUCAGCUCACACGGGUGCCCCGUCCAUGCCUCGUCAGGCACUCAAGCGCACACAGGGGGCGCUGUUCUGUACAGGCACAUAGGGCUCAUCCAAUUACUCACACUUGCACCCUUGCAGCCUCAAGGUGGGUUAGUUAUUGUGAUGUAGAAUGGUGGACAACAAGACAUCUCAUUUUUUCACCCUUCUAACGUUUUGAAAGAUCACACCCCUGUCACGCACCCUUCGGACACUUCACAAAAGUGCCACCUCAAGGAGCGCUCUAAGGGUGCAAGUGUAAGUAAUGAAAGUAGACCAUAGUAACACUUUGAGCACACUCCUGCAUGGCUUACCCCGAGAUGAAUCUUUUCAGAUGCCGUACAUUUGUGUUCAAAUGCUAUAGGAAGAAAAAGAAAAAGAAUAUCUAUUUUUGCCAGAAUUUAAAAAAAAAACAGCAACCCUAGACCCCAUGUGUCAUAUCUUAGCUCUUCGCUUCUAGCACCUCACACAAGCUGCCAAAACUUUGUUUAUUUUCUAUAGUGUAGAGUUUAGGCACCUCCACAACAGGAGUAGAGAUUUGAUGAAUCAGUUAAACACCCAUUUUUUGGGAGUAUUGAGGAGUAGACAGACAAAAGGCACAGUUAGUAAUAUAAAGCUGCCUCUUUAACUCACAGUGUGUACGUUUGUUUGGAUGGCAAACACUCCCCAUGUGCUUGGAAACAAAAAGACGUUCAGGAUGUUUUUGUGUGCAUACUCCCAUUAAGUCCCACGGUUGGAAAAUCCUGUCCACUGUUUUUUUUAUUUUCUUAAAGGGUAGUACUCUCUAUUGCACCUUUAAUGUGUGAAUCAAAUGUAGCUGUUUUCUUUUGGUUAGUUUUGGAGAAUCACACUUAACUACGGAAGGUAUAAGAGGACGUCAAGCGAAGGCUCUGGCUGGAGGUCCAGCUGGAGGAUAUGACAGCCUUACGAUGUUUGAAACCAUGGUAACAGCACUUGUCCACCUUCUUGUGGAACAGAUGCACAGUUGGUUUUAGAUUUUGGUUUUUGUAACCUUGAAAAAUGAUUUGUGAAUUUAAAUGAAUGUAAAACGGCCCUUUGAUAAUCCAUUUUACUGCUCCUUUCGUUUCUAUUGUUUUUUUUUAAAAUGUUUUGUAUAUUUAAUUCCUUUUUAUUUUGAGCGUUUCUUUGCUGUUUUUGUUUUUUUCCCCCAGAAUUUUCAACCUCAGUGUUUGGGUUCGUCACAGGUUUCAAAGCCAGAGGAAUACUUUUAUUUUUAUUUUUAAGUUAUUUUGCUCUUUUUUCUGUCUAUCCUUGAAUGGAUGAGUGAGUGAGGUACUCCAGACACCAACUGGGAAUAAAGGAUGUUUCUCUUCACUGUAUUACCAUUCAUGCAUCACAAGUUUUGUCCAUUUUGGCCAGGAAAUAAAGAUUUCUUUUUUAAAA
Molecule: messenger RNA, 5677 nt
Organism: Clupea harengus (Atlantic herring)
Lineage: Eukaryota; Metazoa; Chordata; Actinopteri; Clupeiformes; Clupeidae
Product: RAC-alpha serine/threonine-protein kinase-like
Biological process (GO): protein phosphorylation
Molecular function (GO): protein serine/threonine kinase activity; ATP binding
Source: RefSeq, a predicted model, not a curated record